Messenger RNA from Trachymyrmex septentrionalis, 831 nucleotides. RefSeq lists its product as uncharacterized. The record is from RefSeq and is a predicted model, not a curated record. Bases 1 to 831 code for a protein of 276 amino acids. NCBI's taxonomy places the organism in Eukaryota, Metazoa, Arthropoda, Insecta, Hymenoptera, Formicidae. The transcript has a single exon.
AUGUGUGCGAAAAACGAUUUCGAAAAAAAUUUGUAUAAAUUAAUGAACAACGCGGUAUUCGGUAAAACUAUGGAGAAUGUGCGCAACCACGCCGACGUAAAAUUAUUAACAAAAUGGGAUGAACGGUACGGUGCGGAGGCAAUGAUUGCAAAACCAAAUUUCCUCAGCCGUAGCGUCUUUGCGGAAAAUUUAAUAGCCGUCGAACUGCGCAAACUCGAGGUGAAGUUCAACAAACCGAUUUACGUGGGUAUGUGUAUACUCGACAUAUCGAAAGUUUGCUUGUACGAAUUUCACCACGAGUAUAUGUUACCAUUGUUUCACGACAAAUGUAAAAUAAUGUACACCGAUACAGACAGUCUUAUAUACUCGUACCGAGUCGAGUGCGAGGAUGUUUACAAAACUAUGAAACGCGAUAUCGCUAGAUUCGACACGAGCGAUUAUCCGACGGACAACGCGUACGAUGUACCUCUCGCGAACAAAAAAGUACCCGGUCUCAUGAAGGAUGAAAAUAACGGUGCGAUAAUGACCGAAUUCGUUGGUCUCAGAGCGAAGAUGUACGCUGUGAGGGUGGACGGCAAGAAGGACACUAAAAAGGUGAAAGGCAUAAAGAAUAACGUCGUAGCGCAAACGAUAACGUUCGAUGAUUACACGCGAUGUUUGAACGAAGAGAUCGAAAUGACUCGUCGUCAAUCGUGUAUACGAUCUAAACUGCACGAGGUAUACACGAUAUCCGAAUCGAAAAUCGCUCUGAGUCCAUACGAUGACAAACAAUACGUCGUACCGAUUUCGACGAAGACGUUACCGUGGGGACAUUGGCGGAUACCUUUGUAA